This is a messenger RNA of Nematolebias whitei (Rio pearlfish), 456 nucleotides long. RefSeq names its product cadherin-24-like. The coding region runs from base 175 to 456 and encodes 93 amino acids. Gene Ontology annotation, cellular component: adherens junction; catenin complex. Gene Ontology annotation, biological process: calcium-dependent cell-cell adhesion; multicellular organism development; cell-cell junction assembly. Gene Ontology annotation, molecular function: cadherin binding; calcium ion binding. The transcript is spliced from 2 exons. The record is from RefSeq and is a predicted model, not a curated record. NCBI's taxonomy places the organism in Eukaryota, Metazoa, Chordata, Actinopteri, Cyprinodontiformes, Rivulidae.
GUGCCACUUGUCCUGAGGGACGGGACGUCGGGCCUCACCAGCACAGGGACGGUCACCGUGUCUGUCUGUCCCUGCUUAAAGGGGGGAGCCCGAGCCGGGGACAAAGAGAAUGAGAAGCAGACGGAGGGAGAGUGGGACUGGGAAAAGGAGGCAGUGUGUCUCCCCCAGCAGUCCAUGCUGCCUUCCCCUGGACUCAGCACUGCCGCCCUGCUGGCCAUCUUGGCCUGUGUCGCUACACUGCUGGCGGUGAGCGCCCUGUCGCUGUCGCUGCGCCGGCAGAAGCGCGACUCCCUGUCGCCGCUGGAGGAGGACGACGUGCGAGAAAACAUCAUCACGUACGACGACGAGGGAGGAGGGGAGGCUGACACAGCGGCCUUUGAUAUCGCCGCGCUCCAGAGUGCUCCGCACAGCUCCCGUUCGCGAGGCUACCGCACCCUGGACAGCAGGAACAUGUGA